CAGAGAGUACCCUUUGAGAAGGGAGACGGGUGUAUAGAACAACAACACAUGUACCACAAGAAUUGGGACAGAUCAUGGAUUCAGAAACAUUUGAAAAAUCUCGUCUCUAUCAGCUGGACAAAAGUACUUUCAGCUUUUGGUCAGGCCUCUAUUCAGAGAUUGAGGGCACCAUGAUUCUCCUCUGUGGAGGAAUUCCUUUUCUCUGGAAACUGUCUGGUCAGAUCUCUGGUCAUGCUGGAUUUGGACAAGAAUAUGAGAUUGUUCAGUCAUUGGUAUUUCUGCUGCUUGCAACACUCUUCAGUGCCGUGACUGGUCUCCCAUGGAGUUUAUAUAAUACAUUUGUCAUAGAAGAGAAACAUGGCUUCAAUCAACAGGUAUUGCAGAGAGCACUUGUACUGACCCAAUGGCUUCAGACGCUGGGAUUUUUUUUUAAGGAUGCUAUCAAGAAGUUUGUUGUGACUCAGUGUAUUCUGUUGCCAGUGACAUCUCUUCUACUUUACAUUAUUAAAAUAGGGGGAGACUACUUCUUCAUCUAUGCCUGGCUCUUUACCUUAGUUGUUUCCUUGGUGCUUGUUACAAUCUAUGCAGACUAUAUUGCACCUUUGUUUGAUAAAUUCAUUCCACUUCCGGAGGGAGAGCUCAAGCAACAAAUUGAAACAAUGGCAAAGAGCAUUGACUUCCCGUUGACUAAGGUGUAUGUUGUUGAAGGUUCUAAGCGUUCUUCUCAUAGCAAUGCUUAUUUCUACGGAUUCUUCAAGAAUAAGCGGAUAGUGCUCUUUGACACCCUCUUGGAAGACUAUUCUGCAUUGAACAAAGAACCAGCAGAAGGAGAAGAUGGUGAGAAUGAAGAAACAAAGUCUAAAACCAAAAAUAAGAAACAAGGAUGUAAAAAUGAAGAAGUUCUAGCUGUACUUGGUCAUGAAUUGGGUCACUGGAAACUAGGUCACACUGUCAAAAAUAUUAUUAUCAGCCAGAUGAAUUCCUUCCUCUGCUUCUUCUUGUUUGCUGUGCUAAUUGGUCGAAAAGAACUCUUUACUGCAUUUGGUUUCUAUGACACCCAGCCUACCCUGAUAGGCUUGAUGAUUAUUUUCCAGUUCAUUUUUUCACCUUACAAUGAGGUUCUCUCAUUUUGUUUGACUGUAUUAAGCCGACGGUUUGAGUUUCAAGCAGAUGCAUUUGCCAAGGAACUUGGGAAGGCUAAAGACCUAUAUUCUGCUUUGAUCAAGCUAAACAAAGAUAAUUUAGGUUUUCCUGUUUCUGACUGGAUCUUUUCAAUGUGGCAUUACUCCCACCCACCCCUUUUAGAAAGACUUCAGGCCUUGAAAGAUGCAAAGCAAGAGUAAUAGGAAUCAUUGCUGGUUCAGAGACACUGCUUCCAUCUCAGAAGCAAAGUUCAGAGCUGCUUUUUAAUUUUUUUUAAAAAAUUGAUAAUGCCAAUUAAGUGCACUGUUAACAGCACCACAGAUAUGAGAAUCCUGAAACAGGUGUUAAAUUAUAAAUUACUUCUUUUUAACAAAAACAAAACUGUGGAACUUAAUUUAGAAAAAGUACUGGGUGAUGACCUUUCCCCUCCUCCCCAAUGACUUUUAUUCAAAGUAUAGACUUUUAAAGGGAGGAAAACAAGAGUAGACUUCGAAGCACCUUUUUCUUCAGUUUGUGUAUGCCUUGAAAAUUGCUUUUGAUCCUCUUUCCAUUCUCUGUGUUCUGUGAACCUUCCCGGUUUUACUCUCUUCACAGUGAAGAGGCUUUGGGUGACUUGAUUUCCUGUAUAAUGAUACCUGUACUCGCCAGUCAGUGUGUUGUGUUUUAAAAAGCUGAAUGCAACAGCAGCCUUUCUCCUGGAUUCGUUUGUCAUAAUGAAAAAUGCUACAUAAUAAAACCUUUCUCUGAAGUGUGGGAAGAAGGAUGAAUUACAACUGAAGAAAUGUACCGUGGCUUCCUUGAAAAUGAGCACUAGUUGGUAUUUAGUAGCAUUAUAGUGGGAUUAGGCUGCUCCUCUUCCCCAUUGUGCUGCUGGGGAUGUGGAAGGAUGUUACAGGAAUGGCAUACACAUGUUAGAGAAAGAUACUAAUUCUCUCUUGUUCUCUUUUUUGCUUGCAAGUGGGAUGGUUAACAGCUUUCCCACACCUCAGGUCCUCCAUUUCGGUUCUUCUUUGCCUAGAUUUUUUGUGUAUAUGGAAGUGUCCAGUUGCUCAGCAAGUGUAUCAGAGCCAAGCUUUCAUUCUGAGAGGGUUUGUCAUCCACUCCAUGGAGGGUUUUCCAUUAAUAUGAAUCCAGUUCAAAUAGCAGUGCUGGAAUAUUUGUUCUUCAUCAUUGUUCUUAUAUAUAAAAAUUGUUCUUAUAUAUAUAAAAAAGCCCAGGAAACAGUUUGCCCACAUCAAUUAGUGAAGAAUGAAGUGAGUAAUUGUGGAAAUGGCUUCGGCAUUGAUUAUUUCAGACUUUCCUGAUGAAAGAUGCAAUUAAAUUUACUUUUGUUGAAAUAAAGAUAAAAGUUAAAUAUAAGUUUGCAUGUGCAUACAAAUGUUUUGGACCAGCCUGAAUGCACAUACUUCAUAUAAAAACUAGGUUUUCUAUCUGCAGUAAAUUAAAAAGUUUUGCUCAGCUCUGUACAGAGGUCAUCAAAGCAAAUUGCCGUUGUUUCAGAUGUCAGAGUAUUCUUAGAUCCUUUAUUGAUAGCUUUGUUUCCUUUUCUGAUCAUAAGGAAAAAUGCCUUUAUAAAAUGAUGGGCAUGAUGAUGUCUCAGAUGCAACAAGAUGUUGCUGCAAGUCCUUUGUAUGCCUUAUUCUAAUUGUGUUUAUACCCCAGCAAAUACAGAGCUAAACUAUAAAUAUGGAUUUAGGAUUUGGUUUUACAAAUAUGGAGAGCCUAUAUUUGUCAUGUUAACUGCAUUUAAUAAAUGGCCCUCAAAAAUAAAA
This is a messenger RNA of Manacus vitellinus (golden-collared manakin), 2915 nucleotides long. RefSeq names its product zinc metallopeptidase STE24 (gene ZMPSTE24). Gene Ontology annotation, molecular function: metalloendopeptidase activity. Gene Ontology annotation, biological process: CAAX-box protein processing. The record is from RefSeq and is a predicted model, not a curated record. Bases 75 to 1343 code for a protein of 422 amino acids. Gene Ontology annotation, cellular component: endoplasmic reticulum membrane. The transcript is spliced from 10 exons. Lineage: Eukaryota; Metazoa; Chordata; Aves; Passeriformes; Pipridae.